CGGAUGGUCCAGAGCUUGAAAGGUACACAUUUUUACCAUGGUGGAUUGUUUGAGCUGGCAUCUACAUACUACAGGCAUGGAUUUAUCAACAUUGCAAGGACCAUCUUGGAGUCACUUCUGCCCUUUGGUGAUAAGACACUGACUGGGGUUUACAAUCUGUGUCUCAAACACCCCGACGUCAACAUCACCAAGAACCUUUCCCCUCCAGAACCAGACCACCCCUGGCAUGAAGCACUGUGUAGGGGGGAAAUCAAGACUCCCAGAGAGUUAUCCAAAUUGCAUUGCAGUUACAGAAGAACAUUAAUUCCCAUAUACUGGUCAAAAGAAGAAAUUCUUCAUCAGGAUCCGAGAAUUUCUCUGUUUCAUGACGUCAUUUCCGAAAGAGAGAUUGAUAUGGUCCUCAAAAGUUCAGUCAAUCAAUUGACAAGAAGAUACUCUAAAGAGUCUACCAGCGAUAAAGAAGAGGACGUAUUAGCAACGUCUUGGUUGUCAGAAUUAAAGACAAAAGCCGUGGUUCCACUGACCAGAAGAAUACAGGUCGUCACUGGACUAUCUACUUACGUGUCCAGAUCUUAUUCCGAUUCAGAAAACUACGAGAUCAGCAAUUUUGGUGUUGGUGGAAUGCAGAAACCACAUGUGGAUUUCUUGAACAUUUCUUUAGGGGAGUACCAAAAGGGAGAAGAGAGAAGCAUACGAAUGUCUGGUGACCGCGUUGCUACUUGGAUGUUUUAUUUAUCAGAUGUAGAGAGUGGAGGAGCCACUGUGUUUCCAGAGAUAAAAGUCAGGGUACCUGUUACCAAGGGAGCAGCAUUAUUUUGGUACAACAUAAAAAGAAACAGCGAGAAAGAUCAAAGAACUCUUAAUGCUGAUUGUCCAGUGGCUAAAGGAUCCAAAUUCGUUUGCAAAAAGUGGAUAUUAGAGGCAGGACAGGUGUUCAAAAGAAAAUGUGGGUUAUCUCCGGAUUCUAAAGACACCUGAAUAAAAAAGUUGACAGGGGAACUGUGGACUAGCCAUGUCAGAGUUAUCUUCCUUUGUACCCAGGAGUAAUAAAUAACAAGUAUUGAUCUC
Messenger RNA from Saccostrea echinata, 1068 nucleotides. RefSeq names its product prolyl 4-hydroxylase subunit alpha-1-like. Gene Ontology annotation, cellular component: endoplasmic reticulum. Gene Ontology annotation, biological process: peptidyl-proline hydroxylation to 4-hydroxy-L-proline. The record is from RefSeq and is a predicted model, not a curated record. Gene Ontology annotation, molecular function: procollagen-proline 4-dioxygenase activity; iron ion binding; L-ascorbic acid binding. NCBI's taxonomy places the organism in Eukaryota, Metazoa, Mollusca, Bivalvia, Ostreida, Ostreidae. The coding region runs from base 4 to 978 and encodes 324 amino acids. The transcript has 11 exons.